GCGCAUUGGAACCGUAUGUCUGAGUUUGCGUAGUGAGGAGAUAAUGGAGGCUGUUAAGUGUGUCGGAGAAGUGUUGUUAUAUUGAAGCUGUCCUGUAGUUUAUAAUUCUUUUGUCUUUCUUUUUUGGCAUUUUAUUUAUAUAAAAAGGCUGAAUAGACCGAAACGCGUCUCCUGAAGACCAUGCGCCGAAGCAAGGCCGAGGUGGAGUGCUAUAUUUCGGCGGUUCAGAGCGCCUCGCCGUCCCUGAAGGAGAAACCCGUCAAAGGAUUCUUAUUUGCAAAAUUGUAUUUUGAAGCAAAGGAGUAUGAGCUUGCUAAAAGGCAUGUUUCAGCCUAUUUGACAGUGCAGGAAAGAGAUCCCAAAGCACAUAAAUUUCUUGGCCAACUAUAUGAGAGAGAGGGAGACAUUGACAAAGCUGUGGGAUGCUACAAGAGGUCUGUUGACCUGAACCCGGCUCAGAAAGACCUAGUUCUGAAGGUUGCAGAACUGCUCUGCAGCAAGUCAGAGCCGGACAGCCGAGCCAAAUUCUGGGUAGACAAGGCAGCAAAGCUCCUGCCUGGAAGUCCAGCUGCCUUCAACCUCAAGGAGAAACUGCUUAGCAGGCAAGGCCAGCAGGGAUGGAACCAGCUGUUUGACCUCCUGCAGUCAGAGCUACAGCUGCGUCCUGAUGACGUGCACGUCAACAUCAGACUGGUGCUGCUGUAUUCCUCAGAUGGACAGCUGGAGGCGGCGGCCAGACAUUGUCUCGAUAUUGAGAAGAAGGGACUCCUUCGUCAUAGCCUGGAUUGGUACUCUGCUGUCGUGCAGACACUUCAGGAGUACACGGCACAGCCCAGCGCGUUGGCCAACGCCACGUGGAGUCGGGAGCUGCAGAGGGAGCUGCUGCUGGCACAUUGCAGCCUACUGAGGCUCACACUCUCAGAAAAGGGUGUGCAGCAGGCGGUGGAGGUCCUGCAGAGCUUUGAUCAUGCCAUGCAGUCUGCAAAAAGGCUGGCCGCAAGCACCACGGAUGAGCUGUCUGAGAUAUUCUGGGAGCUGCGAGGCCACCUGUACAUGUAUGCUGGGGUGCUCUUGCUGAAGAUGGCGCACGACAGGAUGCAGCAGUGGAGGGCGGUGGUUGACCUGGCGGCCCUCUGUUACCUUCUGGCUUACCAGGUACCCAGGUCGAAGUGGAGACCCUCCAAAGGCGACCAGUCGUUCCACCAGCUGCUUGACCACCUUGCUUGUGACCGGCAGAGUCAGUCGGGUCACAUGCUUCUGAACCUCAGUGGGCAGUGUGAGACCUUUGUGAAGGAUGUGGUGGAGGCCUUUGGCAACCGGAGUGGGCAGGGAAGCCUGUUUGAGAUGCUCUUUGGCAACUGGGCCACCACUGCCCCCUCCUUCAUUGGCAAUGAUGACGUCACUAUUCUUGGCGCCCAGGUGCCUGAUAUGGCAGACCUCUUGAAGUGGGACAGUGGUGCGAUUCUGUACCAUGCGGGGGACCUGCAGCACCUAGCCUGGCUGGGUCUGCAGUGGACCUUCAUGGACCAGCGUGUGGCCCUCAGGGAUUGGCUGAUGCAGCUCUUCCCUCGGCUCACACUGGAAACCUCUAAGCUAGACACAGACGCCCCGGAGUCCAUAUGUCUGCUUGACCUGGAGGUUUUCUUGUCUGGAGUUGUGUUUACCAGCCAUGCUCAGCUGCAGGAGGUUUCCAAGAUUGCAGGCAGUUCCCAGCUACAUGAGCCCAGAUGUCUGCCACUGCCAAUUAUCAAGCUGCUGUCCACGGACAGGCAGAGGAGUUGGUGGGAUGCAGUGUACAAACUCAUCCACAAGAUGGCCCCGCCAGGGAUGUCUGCGAAAUUGAGGGUGACAGUCCAACACAGCCUAAGCACCCUGAGAGCUGGAGAGAAACACGGCCUGCAGCCAGCAUUGAUCAUCCACUGGGCUCAGCACCUCAGUGAAAUGGGAGGUGGAUUAAACUCUUAUUACGACCAGAAAGAGUACUUUGGCCGUAGUGUUCACUACUGGAAGGCCGUGCAGCCGCUCCUGGAGAAGAUCAAGAGACGCAGGAGCAUUCCUGAGCCGCUCGACCCCAUGUUCCCGCACUUUCACAGUAAAGACAUUCAGGUCUCUGCUGUUAAAGGUUAUGAAGAUGAAGCCAGUAUUGCUUCGGCAUUGCAUCUUGAUAUUGAGGGCAAAACUGAAGAAGCAAUCACUGUGCUUGAGACACUCGAUACUGUCUCCUCCAGCUGGCAUCUUGCCAGGAUCUUUCAGAGGCUUUCUGAAGAAGCGGGCAGUGGGUUGGAAGAAACUCAAGACCGGUGCAUCGCAUUCUUAAUGAGCUUCAGGAAACAAUUAAGGAGAAUUUCUCGUGCCAGUGCAUCAGAAACAGAAAAGCUUCCUGUUUCAAGGGAGGAGGUUAUGGACCUUCUGAAUGAUGUGAAUCAGCAGCUGGGGGAGACUGAGGCCGAUAUUGAAGGGGUUGGCAGAACUCGGCCAAUGCAAUCCAGCCCCUGUCAGAUGAGCCUGCUGAAUGAGCCGAACAUGUCUGUCUCGCACAUCAAGGUCUCCAGCCCAUCCCCAAACAAGAGCAUGUCAUCGCCCUCUAAAAGGCACAUGUUCUCUCCUAAGACACCACCUUACUGGGUUGAGGACCAGAAAAAUCUUCUGCAGAUGCUCUGUCAGCAAGUGGAAGCCCUUAAGAAAGAGGUCCAUGACUUGAAGCGCAACUCUUCUGGGUCCAGAGCAUCCCCACCUCACCCCAAGGCGUAUGGUGAUGGGUACAGUGCAGAAGCACUUCAAGACUCAUUCCCAGCAGCACAGAGCUUUCAUGGUGCACCUCUUACAGUGGCCACUACUGGUCCUUCUGUAUAUUAUAACCAAUCCCCUGCUUACAACUCACAGUAUCUUCUACCAGCAGCUGCCAGUGUCACUCCAACCAAGGCUCCAGUAUACGGUAUCAACCGUUUCCCACCACAGCAGCACAUGUAUGCCUACCAGCAGCCCACUCACACACCUCCUUUGCAGGCAACUCAAUCUUGCAUGUAUCCCCAGGACCAAGUGUAUGGAGCUCCUCUGCGCUUUGAGUCUCCUGCCACCAGCCUACUUUCCCCAUACAGUGAGGAGUAUUAUGGCCAUACAGUUCCUCAGCCCACCACCAAUCACCCACUACCUGAGCCUGGUUAUUUCACCAAGCCUUCUGUUCCUGUUCAGCCACCAAAAAAUAGCGAAACAAAGUCUGUGGACUUUGGCAAGAUGAGCUUUGGUCAGAAAAUUCCUGUUGAACCUGCUAAGGUUCCUAGCUUUGGAGCAGGGGCAAUUGCCCAGUCAACACCUGUAGCUGCAGCAUUCAAGUUCAACUCAAAUUUUAAAUCCAACGAUGGGGAUUUUACAUUCUCAUCCACUCAGGCAAAAAGUAACAGUGAAAGCCUGUUAGGACUUCUGACAUCUGACCUUCCCCCUAGAACUGAAGGAUCUUUAGGACCAAAGACUCCAACUCAAGACCAGGCACAGAGUCAGGGUGGAUUCUUCACCUUUGGUAAUAAAGGUGGUGUACCUAAGUUUUCCUUUGCGGACGUGUUUCAGAACCAGAAUAAGUCUCAUCCUUCUGGGAAAACUGAGCCAUUUAGUUUUGAUGGAACCAAGUCAGUUUCUAGCAUGACAGCCAAGGAUGCACAUGAAGAAAAAGAUGUUGAAAGCGACAAUGAAAGCACUCGUGUUGAGGAAGAUGAAGAUGGCCCUCACUUUGAGCCCAUUGUGCCCCUUCCUGAUAAAGUGGAUGUUAAAACAGGUGAAGAGGAUGAAGAGGAAAUGUACUGCAACAGAGCAAAAUUGUUCCGCUUUGAAGCUCAAACAAAAGAAUGGAAAGAGAGGGGGAUUGGCAGCAUUAAGAUUCUGAUGCACAGGACAUCAGGCAAGGUACGCUUGCUAAUGAGAAGAGAGCAAGUGCUAAAAAUUUGCGCCAACCACUACAUCACUGCAGAUAUGGUAUUAAAGCCUAAUGCUGGUUCCGAUAAAUCCUGGGUUUGGUAUGCGGUUGAUUAUGCAGAUGAAAUGCCCAAGCAUGAGCAGCUGGCCAUUCGGUUUAAAACUGCAGAAGAAGCAGCCCUUUUUAAGGCUAAGUUUGUGGAGGCCCAAGAGGUGGUGUCAAAGUCUCCUCAGAAACAGGAACAACAAACUGACAAAGAACUUUCUUCAAAGACCUCUGCUUCAAAACCAAGAGGCAAAGAAGUAGGGUUUGGGCUUCAGUUUGCAAAGAAAGAAGGGGAGUGGGACUGUGAUGUAUGCUGUGUAAGAAAUAAGCCUGCCGCAGUUCAGUGUGUUUCUUGCCAGAGCCCUAAACCUAAACCUCCAAAACCAAGAGGCAAAGAAGUAGGGUUUGGGCUUCAGUUUGCAAAGAAAGAAGGGGAGUGGGACUGUGAUGUAUGCUGUGUAAGAAAUAAGCCUACCACAGUUCAGUGUGUUUCUUGCCAAAGCCCUAACCCAAAAACUAAACCGCAGCCGGAUUCAGCCACUAAGGGAUUUGUAGAAUCCACCUCAGGGUUCAGUACUCCGAAGAACACAAGCUUUAGCUCAAGCGGACCCGCUUUUGGAUCAUUUGCUCCAUUGCCUGCAUCUUUUAAGUUUGGGACAAGCAGUACUGCUUCCAGCCAGUCAAGUUUUGGUGAUGUGUUCGCCAAGAAAGAAGGGGAAUGGCACUGUGAAGUCUGCCUAACUAAAAAUGCUGUAGGAGUAACAAAAUGUGUUUCAUGUCAGGCCCCCUGUAAAGUACAGGGUGAUAUGGCAGCUGCUUUGGGGUCUGGGGAUUGUAGUACACGCCUAGUUAAAAAUGAGUCUUCCUCAAAUCCUGAUGCUAAAGGCACAGUUACAGCUGCACCAUCAGUUUCUGCCUUUAAUUUCAACUUUGGUGGUAAAAAGUCAAUGCCACAACCUCCAUCCACAGGGUUUCAGACGACUUUCAAUGCUAGCAGCACCUUUACAUUUGGCCAAGCUGAAGACAGCUCCACUCCACUGUCAUUUAAGUUUCAGACACCUUCACCUCAGGUGGAUGUUAAAACCCCCAAUAUGGGCUUUUCCUUUUCAAUGCAAGUACCUGCUCAUGGAUUUAAGUUUGGUACUCAAGAACCGGCUAAACAAACCCCUCCAGCUGAAAGUCAAGAAAGUGGAGGAUCUGCUUCUGCAUUCUUGAAAAAUAUGGCUGAACAGCACAAAGAGAAGGAGUGUAGCACAGAAGUAUCCAGCUCUGCACAAACAGCUAAUAAGCCUGAAGAAGAUGACAACCCCCUGUUUUCUGGGAAGAUAGACACAUUUAGUUUUGCAGACUUGGCGAAAUCCUCACAGGGUGAGUUUCAGUUUGGUCAGAAGGAUCCCAAUUUCAAAGGCUUCUCCCGUGCUGGAGAGCAGCUGUUUUCCUCGUUUCAACCUGAGUCAAAGGCAGACACCUCUUCAGAUCAAAAUGAGGAGGGUAUGUACAACACUGAGGAAAAUGAUGAUAUUCAGUUUGAGCCUGUAGUUCAGAUGCCUGACAAAGUGGACCUUUUCACUGGAGAGGAGGAUGAAGAAGUGCUUUAUAGCCAGCGUGUCAAACUCUUCCGAUUUGAUCCUGCUGCUAGUCAGUGGAAAGAACGAGGUGUUGGCAAUAUUAAAUUCCUUAAGAACAAUCAAAAUGGAAAACUAAGAGUACUCAUGAGAAGAGAUCAGGUCCUCAAAGUAUGUGCCAACCAUUGGAUCACCACUACUAUGAACUUGAAGCCCCUUUCUGGGUCAGAUAAGGCUUGGAUGUGGCUAGCUAAUGACUUCUCCGAUGACGAUGGCAAGUUAGAGCAACUUGCAGCUAAAUUCAAGACGACAGAGUUAGCAGAAGAAUUUAAGCUGAAGUUUGAGGAAUGUCAAAGGCUACUUUUAGACAUACCUUUGCAGACCCCUCAUAAGCUUGUUGAGAGUGGGAGAACUGCUCAUCUUAUUCAGAAAGCUGAGGAGAUGAAGUCUGGUUUGAAAGAUCUGAAAUCAUUCUUGACAGAUGAUAAAGCAAAGCUCAAAGAAGAUGAAAGUUGUGUCAGCACAACUGUUGAUAGUUCAAGCUUUAAGAUCAAUGCAGAGGUUACUGGUACUACUUUGGAGUGGGAUAACUAUGACCUGCGAGAAGAAACCCAUGACAAUAGUACAGACACCUCAGUCUAUGCUUCUCCAUUAGCAAGCAGUCCUGUUCAGAGAAAUUUGUUCCGGUUUGGAGAAUCAACUUCUGGUUUCAGCUUCAGUUUCCAGCCUAUUCUUAGUCCAUCCAAAUCCCCCACAAAGCUGAAUCAGAGCAGAGGUUCAGUUGGUACUAAUGAGGAAUCUGACGUGACUCAGGAUGAAGAGAGAGAUUGCCAGUACUUUGAGCCUGUAGUUCCUUUACCUGAUCUUGUAGAAACAUCUACUGGUGAGGAGAAUGAGCAAGUGGUGUUCAGCCACAGAGCCAAACUGUACCGUUAUGAUAAAAAUCUAAGUCAGUGGAAGGAGAGGGGCAUCGGAGACCUCAAAAUCCUACAAGACUAUAGUACAAAGCGUGUUAGACUUGUCAUGAGGCGAGAUCAAGUGCUAAAACUGUGCGCCAACCACUGGAUUAGCCCCGAUAUGAAGCUUGAACCAAUGAGUGGAACAGAAAGGGCAUGGAUUUGGAGUGCUAUGGAUUUUGCAGAGCCAGAAGGGAAAGUGGAGCAAUUGGCUGUCCGUUUUAAGCUUCAAGAAGUAGCCAACUCCUUUAAAGAGAUUUUUGAUAAGGCUCAGAACGUUCAGGAGAGUCAGUCUUUGAUCACUCCUGUCUCACCAAGAGAUACCACCCCACGUGAAACUCGCUGUGGUGAGGCUGCUAUUGCUGUUCUUGAAGAGACCACUAGGGAACGCACUGACUUGACUCCUCAGAGUUGCCACUCCACAGAGAGUACUGCCUCUACCGCAAAAGUAGUAGUUUCUCCACCAAAAUUUGUUUUUGGGUCUGAUUCUGUCCAAAAAAUCUUUGGAAGCCCAACAUCUUCUAAUGAAAAGGUGCCUAGUGUGAAGAUUACCACCACGAAGAUGACCAGCACCAGCUCAUCAGCAUCCAAGGCUGACGGCACACUGUCCCAGCCUACUCCAGUCCAAAGGUCCCCGUUUAAAGUUCCUGAGAGAGGAUUGGAUUUUAGGCUUUUCAAAGAUAACCCUAUGGCUUUUUGGACCAGCACAUCAUUCAACCAAUUUGAACCCCAAGCUACUGCUGGUCGAGUGGCAAAAGAAGCAUUUGCGACAGGGGAAGCUGUAGACUCUGCUGAUUCUGAAGAGGUCCGAGUUGUGUUUGCGCGGGAACCUACGGCUGAGCAGAAGAAACUGGCCCAAGACCUUAUGCUGCCCCUCACAUUCUUCUGCUACCAGAACGACCCCAGCUACUGCAGUGAUGACCAGGAGGAUGAUGAAGACUUUGAAACUGCCGUAAAGAAACUUAACGGGAAGUUGUAUGCUGACUCGCCUCAGGACACAAGAGCCACAGUGGCUCAGCCUCGCUUGCAAGAAAAGGACCCUGAUUGUCUUGUCAUUUGGGAGAAAAAACCGACCCCUCAGGAAGAGCAGAAGGCGAGGAGUCUCCAGCUUCCUCCCACCUUCUUCUGCGGUCUCGGUAGCGACACAGAGGCAGAGAAGGAUAAGACGGAGGAUUUCGAAACUGAAGUUAAAAGAGUACAAGAAGAGAUGCAGAAGCAGAAGGGAGCCGUAAAUGUGGAAGCUUCUAUCUCCAGCAGCACCAGCACCAGUGCAGAUGGCGGCUCCUCUGUGGUGCCUGUUCCUGAAUGUCGGCCUGAUGUCUCCAGUGCUGCCCCGCCUGUCCUUAGUCCAAUCGAUCUGUCCACCAAGAAGAGCGGAGAGCUGGACUCUGGCAGCUCUGAACCUGUCACAACGUUUGGAUUUCAUUCUACUGGUGGGUUUUCAUUCGCAGACCUGGCUAAAAAUUCUUCUGAAUUUGCAUUUGGAAAACAAGAUUCAAACUUCACCUGGGCGAAUACUGGAGCUGCAGUGUUUGGGGCAGCUACUGUGCCCCAAAACGAGGGGGAGGAUGAGGCCAGUGGUGAUGAAGAUGCCACCAGCAAUGUGGAAAUUCACUUUGAGCCAGUUGUUUCAUUGCCAGAGGUGGAGACCAAGUCUGGUGAAGAAGAUGAGGAGAUCCUGUUUAAGCAGCGGACUAAGUUGUACCGCUGGGACAGAGACCUGAACCAGUGGAAGGAGCGUGGCGUGGGUGACAUCAAGAUCCUCUUCAAUCCUCACAAGCAUUACUACCGAGUGCUCAUGAGACGCGAGCAGGUGCUCAAAGUGUGUGCCAACCACACCAUCACCAAGGACAUGGACCUCAAGCCCAUGAUCAUCUCCCCUAAUGCUUUUGUUUGGACUGCCACGGACUAUGCAGAGGGCGAGGCAAAAGUCGAGCAGCUGGCUGCCAAGUUCAAGACUCCAGAGCUGGCCGAGUCUUUCCGGAAGAAAUUUGAGGAGUGCCAGAGUCAAAUAUCCCAGGAGGAGACUUCCCUGUUGUCCUGUGUGCAAGAGUUGUCCCAAGAGAGCAACCCAGUGGUGUACUUCACGAUCUCUGCAGAUGACCAGACACUGGGAAGGCUCACCAUGGAGCUCUUUGCCCAUAUCGUCCCCAAGACUGCAGAGAACUUCAGGGUACUCUGCACUGGAGAGAUGGGUCUUUCUUACCGCAACUCCAUUUUCCAUAGGAUCAUCCCUGAGUUCAUGUGUCAGGGAGGUGACAUCACCAAUCAGAAUGGCACUGGUGGAAAGUCCAUCUAUGGGGACAAGUUUGAGGAUGAGAACUUCGACGUGAAGCAUACGGGGCCCGGUAUACUGUCCAUGGCAAACCGGGGGAGGGACACCAACACCUCCCAGUUCUUCAUCACUCUGAAAAAAGCAGAACAUCUGGACUUCAAGCACGUGGCAUUUGGUUUCAUUAAGGAUGGAAUGGAUGUACUAAAUCAAAUGGGAAGUCUGGGCUCUGACAAAGGCACACCAAAUAAAAAGAUAGUCAUUUCGGAUUGUGGACAGCUUUAGUAAUUAGCUGAAUGAGCAUUUUACUAAAUCAACACUUAGGGCUCUGUGUCUCCCUUUGUCAAUUUCAGAUGUAUUUGUGUGUAAAAUGUAUAUGGAUCACUAUUUUUUAUAAUUAGGUUUAAUUGCAUGUUGUAAUAAGGCCGGAGAUAAGUUGUUCAAAAUCUCCCUAAUCAUGUUGAAGUCUUAAUACAUUUCAAUUAAAGGAUGAAACUGCUUUUGAGGUUGAAACUCGA
Paramormyrops kingsleyae is the source of this 9263-nucleotide messenger RNA. Its product is annotated as E3 SUMO-protein ligase RanBP2-like. Lineage: Eukaryota; Metazoa; Chordata; Actinopteri; Osteoglossiformes; Mormyridae. The record is from RefSeq and is a predicted model, not a curated record. Gene Ontology annotation, molecular function: protein binding; peptidyl-prolyl cis-trans isomerase activity; GTPase activator activity. Gene Ontology annotation, cellular component: nuclear pore; cytoplasm. Gene Ontology annotation, biological process: protein peptidyl-prolyl isomerization; protein folding; intracellular transport.